Molecule: messenger RNA, 2746 nt
Organism: Eublepharis macularius
Lineage: Eukaryota; Metazoa; Chordata; Lepidosauria; Squamata; Eublepharidae
Gene: SGO2
Product: shugoshin 2
Exons: 10
Coding region: 1-2478 (825 amino acids)
Cellular component (GO): chromosome, centromeric region
Source: RefSeq, a predicted model, not a curated record
AUGCCGGUCACUCUCGCUUUACCAACGUGCACUCCCCGCCCCCGGGGCCUCCUUUUGCAAGAGGCACGUCAAUCACGAGGGAAAAGAGGCGUGAGUCAUGUGACGCCGUUCGAACGCCGGCCGGUAGACCCGCGGAAACAAAAACGACGCGUCGGAGAGACUGCUGAGAAUACAAUCGGUUUAAGUCAGCAGGACGGCCUAAAAAUGCCUAACCAAGAUCCUAUGGAAACAUCUUCCCUGUUCGCCUUAAGUGAAAUCAGGCAACGGAUGAAAGAGAAGAAAAAUGGUGCCCUAAAGACCACGAAGAUGAAUGCGUCCAUUGCAGCAAAAAUAAGAACAAAAGCAAUAAAUAACUCCUCUAUCAUUAAGGUCACCCUAAAACAGAACAACAAAGCCCUGGCGUUGGCCCUCAACGUGGCCAAGAGAGAGGCCCAAAAGCUCACCAAAGAAAAGAUGUUGCUGCAGAAAGAAGUGAAGCUGGGAGACUUUGAAAAAGCUCGUCUGCGUCAAAAGCUCUCGGCCGUGGCUAACUUUUUUGUUCGGAUGCGCCACAAACAUAAUGAAUAUAUCGAAGAACUUCAGCAGUUCAUGAACAGCCACUUGCAGGACAUAAUCGAGCCGGGCAGCCCUUCAGAGAGUACUUCCUGCUCUUUAUUACUGUCUGAUGGGAGACUCGGCACGGCUGAUACAACAGACAGUCCGGAUGAUGACAAUCGCCCUGUUCGAAUGGCACCCAAACCGAUGAGGAUUCCACUCUUUCUGGAUAACAAUGGCAAAUGUGAUAAGCGUACAGGCAAUGUUGCACCCGCGAGACAGUCAGUGCUUCCCUUGAAGAUACCUGCAUUGGACGUAGACGACCCUUUGAAGCGUGAGGCUGACCCUGCUGUGAAGAAGUCGUCUUCCACUUGUGUCAUUGAUGAGCCAUUGGCAAGCAAGGAAAGGAAUGGCCAACAUUCCAGUGAAGCGGAUGGCACUGCCUUGGCCCUUGACUUGGGUGCCAUUUUUGGAGGUGAUCCCUCAAGUAUACCACAAAGUUCCAGGAGUUGCUCACUUUCCAUGCCGAAUAACAACAAUCUUGGACAACAUACUGAGAUGACAAGAUCAUACAGUGAUCAGACGGUGGUCUCUCUCGGGCAUGUGACAGAGAGAAGGAAACGUACAACCGGCUUCUCCGCUUCGUUCAAAGACCUUUCUUGGAUGGAGCCAUCUGAUAAUGGGCCACUUGUGGGCCUGGAGCCGCCAAAGGAAAUGGAAUCUGCUGAAAGCAGUCAGCUGGGUGAGCUCGUAAUGUUAAAAGCCCCAAACGAAAGCCAUGAGAAGAUCAAAGCCAAUGAAGCCAAAGCUCUGAAAAAAAUAAGCAUGGGAACAACGGGCAGAGUCUCUUCUACCAGCAAGUCAAAAGGGCGCUUGGAUAAUUGUAAUAAAGGGGAGGUUCCAAACACAACACAGCCAAAAGCACAGGGCAGUAACCAAAUGAUUGUUUCAAAGUCCACUGAAGUCUCUGCCCAGGUGGAUCGUUUGGAGAAAGUCCAGCCACUGAACAGCUGUGGCCAGAAAGAACGCCAAAAUUCUCGAAGUCUUUAUACAACAGUUGGUCCUUCUACAAUCCAUGCAGCUUCUCCAUGCCGUAAUGUGGAGGUUGCGUCCCAGUGUUUUGGUAAAACUGAAGGCUGUGGAAAGAUGUCUGUGAUAGAUCUGGCUCUACCACAGACUGGUUGUGCUUCCUUAAUUCAGGAGCCUAAAAAUAAAGCUCCAGUGUUGAAAUCUGAUCCAUUAAGUCAGUCUCAAAGGCCAGAGUCUCUCUCUUUGUUGGGGAGCCCGCCACCUGCAUUCCCUGUUUUGUUAGAUGAUGCUUUUUCUGAUGGUGAAUGUAGAAAAUUUUGUAAAACUAUCCCCAAAAUUUGGGGGUUUUCAACUGUUCAGGAAUCAAGCAGUAGCUGCUUGGAGAAGACAUGUCGGGGCAUCAGGAGUCAAGUAACUGACUUAAUGAAGGAAGAUUCAAAGCCCAAGGCAAACAAGAAAACACAUGCUAAAAAAAAUGUGAUGGAUCUCACUACGGAUUUGCACUAUAUGGCUAAGGCUGCUAAAGGCCAAAAGAGCCCAGCAAGUUCUUGUGCGUUUCCAAAAAACUCUGCAGUCUUCAACACAAAUGAUGCUAAGCUGGUACCUUCAAGCAGACAAGAGAAGACCAUGCAAGAAGCUCCUGCUGAAUCUUCUCCCAACACAUCUCCUCACUUAAAUGAGAACAAAAUACUGAAAGAUUUGACCAAUGCUGCUCAGAGUUUAUGCCAUUCAACCUUUCUGGAAGAGCUUCCAAUACGUCGAGGUAAACGGGAAAGAAAGCCAGUUACCUAUGAAGAGCCCAAGCUCAACAGAAAACUAAGGCGUGGAGAUCCAUUUGCAAAUUCUGACUUCUUCAGCUGCCCGAUCUAUAAAACCAGAAAGAAGAAAAUGACUAAAUCUGAAGGCAUUUCAUAGGAAUGCAGCCUGGAUCCAAUUCCAUGAUCACUUAGGCAAGAAUAUUGGCAGUGGCGGCAGUGGCAACUUGGGAAAUGAGUUGGAAGCACGUCAAUUCCCCAGUUUUGCCUUGCCAUCUUUGACAAAGACCUGAAACGGGACUCUGAAUAAGAACCGGUCCACCCAUUAGAUGGCUUUGCCUUGUUGGAAUUCAUCAUAUUCCCUCCAAGCACCCUUGAGCUGGUUUUGAGAGUGGACUCCUUUGGACUGAAUGGACUUGAUAUAUCUA